AAACGCAACACGUAAAACUAAACAGAUGCCACUAUCUCUCCGAGACUGAGGACGUCAGCGGGAGCAGCUACCGAGACUCCAAGACGGAGAGACCGAAGAGAAAAGGGAACAAGCGACGAUUAAACCUAGACGGCCCUAGUUAGUUAGCUCCAAGAUAAUUCCAGUUGCCUCUGUUAACCGGAAAAAACAACGUUUCUCUGGCACAAAAAGGUCAGCCCACGAGGUGGCAGAUAUCGCUAUGGCCCAGGAGACCAAUCAAAGCCCAGUUCCUAUGCUCUGUGCCACUGGCUGUGGUUUUUAUGGCAACCCUAGGACUAACGGUAUGUGCUCCGUGUGCCACAAGGAGCACCUGUCACGACAGAACAAUGGAGGAGUCGGUUCUUUGAGUGGAGUGGGCGGCAGCAGUAGCUCCACAGCUGAGGCUUCAGCCAUCCAGAGGUUAGAGGCCACCCUGAAUAAUGCUGCAGCUGCUGCAGUUGCUGCUGCAGAGGUGGCAGCUGAGGCCGCUGCUGCCUCCGCUGACGUUGCUGCCAACGCAGAGGCACUCAGUGGGAUUUCACCUGCCGUCUCUGUGACACAACAGAUGACUGAGAUGAGUCUGUCCUCUGAGGAGAAAGGAGCGUCGGGGAGCAAAGUGGAGCUCACAGAGCCAGUGGUGAGUCAGCCAGCCGUCUCAGCCUCCCAUCCCUCCACUGCUGGCAGUGAAGAGUCCAAAACCCCUGAACCCCCAAAACCCAAGAAAAACCGUUGCUUCAUGUGCCGUAAAAAGGUUGGCCUUACAGGGUUCGACUGUCGCUGUGGGAAUCUCUUCUGCGGACUUCAUCGUUACUCCGAUAAGCACAACUGUCCGUACGACUACAAAGCCGAAGCUGCCGCCAAGAUCCGCAAGGAGAACCCCGUCGUCGUCGCAGAAAAAAUCCAGAGAAUAUGAAAAACUGAGUCUGACUUUGAACCCCGGGAGCGAUCGGCUUUCAUACGGUGGACUCGCUCGACUUUUCCUCCUGGAGGACUCGUUUUCUUUGUUACACUUUCAGGGUGUAUUUUGGGGGCCCCUGUGCAUGGAUGUUCAUGUUUUCAGCUUCUUGUUUGUGUGUGAGUUUAACACUUUGGCGGGGUCAUCUUGAACUAAUAAAUGUUGGGAUUAAAGUGUGGCGGCUUUGUGUCACAGGAGCCAACUGAUUGAGAAAAAUGUGAUUCUCCUUUUUUUUGGGGGGGGGGGGGCUUCCUUGCCUUUUUUUUUUUUUUUUUUUUUUUUUUGUGAUCCUCCUGAAAUUGUUUGAACUUUGCUUGGAAGGGGCUCGGACGGCCUGUUUUGGACUCGGGGACUUCUCAGCUGUGCUUGCUCUCUGCUGGCUUGAGUAGCAAAAUGGAUUUCUCGCUUUUCCGUUUGCAGCCAUCGCUCUGUGAAGUCAGUGUUGAACCCUCCCGACAUGCCAGUUUGGCAAGUUUUUUCUUUUUUUUUUAAUCUCCUCAUUAGGAGACUUUGUUUCUCUCUGGCUCGUAUUCCUUCCCUUAAACGUGAGGAAGAUGGACCGUUUUCUCUCCCGUUGAUUUUUGGACAGAUGACUGCUUCAAACCGUCCACGAACGUGUCACAGAUUUGUUCAUUUUGUCUCUGGAUGUUUGGUUAGUAUACUGUGUGCUAAAGCAUUUGGGAGGGUUUAGCUCCACUAAUGUCUUUUACUUUGCUAUUGAAUGUUUUCAGGUUUUUAAUGUGAGUUGAAUUGACAGUGUUGGGAGUGCUGAAAGAGGUGGUGACUUAGUGAAGUUAGAUAUCAGUUUACCAUUUAUCGGUUGAUUUUUGGUCCGGCUGCUUAAUCAUUUUGGUUUUUACCCCUUUUAGUUAUGCAAGUUUGUACAAACCUCUUUAUUUAUACACUGCUGUGUGCUUAAUCUUCUAAUAACACAGAAUAAAUUGUAUGAUUGUAAAUAAAUUAUGUUCACCACUAAA
This is a messenger RNA of Archocentrus centrarchus (flier cichlid), 1950 nucleotides long. RefSeq names its product AN1-type zinc finger protein 5-like. The record is from RefSeq and is a predicted model, not a curated record. Gene Ontology annotation, molecular function: DNA binding; zinc ion binding. Lineage: Eukaryota; Metazoa; Chordata; Actinopteri; Cichliformes; Cichlidae. The transcript is spliced from 6 exons. The coding region runs from base 239 to 931 and encodes 230 amino acids.